AUGGCCGAUGAAAAUAGUAUCUGCAGUUCAAGAGCAAGAAUAAAAAGAAAACUCAUAAUGCAGGAGAAGAGGAUGAAAGCUACAUACAAAAAUCAGAAGCGCGUUGAAAACAAAAUGCCAGAUUGUACCCCAUUAGCAGAUGUAACAACUUAUUAUGUUAAUCAAGAUACGUUUCAUAUGGAAUCACAAGUUGGAUCUUCUGAUAUUAGAUUCAGGAAUGUUCAAAGAAAUGUUACAGGCUCACGAAAGAAGCCUCAAAGUUUGCUUCACAAGUUUGAAGGCACUGUGAAUAAUGUGACUAACAUAAAUCAAGGGAAUAUACCAAGUCAAUCAUUUAUAUUGGAAGAUGUUCAUGAAGUAGAAUCAUAUUCAGAUGAGUCUGAAUCGCUUGGUCAAACAGUAGAAGAACUUCAACUAAUAAUUAUAUUAAUUUCCAAAUUGUAUGCAGAUAUAGGAGAUCUGAUAUAUGUUUGUCAGCAUUGCAAUGCAUAUAUGUGGUAUCAAGAACGCAUUGGCAAAUCUCAUCAUAUGAUUAAUCCGAACUUUCAGCUAUGUUGCUCAAAUGGAAAAGUUGAAUUGCCAAUGUUGAAAAAACCCCCGGAUGAGCUAAGUGAACUUUUAUUUCAAUCAGAUUCAAAACAGAGCAGAACUUAUCAGAAGAAUAUUAGAACAUACAACAUGAUGUUUGCAUUUACAUCACCUGGAGCAAAAAUUGACAAUAAAUACAACAAUGGAGGUGGUCCACCAAAUUUGAGAAUCCAAGGACAAUCAUGCCACAGAAUUGGUAGUCUUCUUCCACCAAUUGGACAACAGCCAAAGUUUGCUCAAUUAUAUAUUUAUGAUACUGAAAACGAGAUACACAACAGAAUUCAAUCUCUAAGGAACAACAAUGAUAUUGAUGCUGAAAUUGUUAGAACAUUAACAAACAUGCUAGAUAAGUACAAUGUCCAUGCUAAAUCUUUUCGUAUGGCAAGGGACAAAUAUGCGGAGCAGCCAUGUCAUGAUCUUAAAUUGAAACUUAUUGCUGAUAGGCAUAACGAUGGACGUAUAUACAACAUCCCCACCGUUUCAGAGGUUGCUGCAUUAAUAGUAGGAGAUGUUGACACUGCAUCUCCUAGGGAUAUUAUUAUGGAAAGCAGAGGAAAAUUACAAAGAAUAAACGAGUUGCACACAAGCUACUUGGGAUAUCAGUAUCCGCUGCUGUUUCCCUAUGGUGAAGAUGGAUAUAGGCAUGAUAUUAGUCAUCGUGAUUCUUUGGCACUCAAACGUAACCGCUUAACAAUUAGGGAAUGGUUUUGUUUCAGAAUUCAAACCCGACAAUGUGAGCCAAUGACCAUUCUUAGAUCGAGAAGAUUAUUCCAACAAUUUGUUGUAGAUGGAUAUACAAUGAUUGAGUCUGAAAGACUAUCAUUCAUCAGAAACAAUCAGUCCAAGCUGAGGGUUGACAAAUAUAGUAACCUCUGCCAACCAACCAAUGAGAGCUACACAGAAGCUUCACAAAAAGGAAAACGUUUUGUGCUUCCAUCUAGCUUUGUCGGUGGUAGGAGAUUUAUGGAUCAAUUAUAUUUUGAUGGGAUGGCAAUAUGUGGUCAUGUAGGAUUCCCAGAUCUUUUUGUAACUUUUACUUGCAAUCCAAAAUGGCCAGAGAUUUGCAGAAUAUUGAACCCUUUAAAAUUAAGUCCUUCAGAUAGGCCAGAUAUCAUUGCAAGAGUUUUCAGAAUCAAAUUUGACCAACUAUUGUCAGAUUUAACAAAGAAGAACAUAUUGGGAAGGGUCAUAGCAUACAUGUAUAGUAUUGAAUUCCAGAAACGUGGUUUGCCACAUGCUCAUUUGUUGUUAUUUUUGCAUCCAUCAAGCAAGUACCCGACAGCCAUGGAUAUUGACAAAGUAAUCUCAGCUGAAAUACCAUGUGCCAAAGAAGAUACAAAAUUGUAUAACUGCGUAAAAGAACAUAUGAUUCACGGCCCAUGUGGAAUGUCUAAGAUAUCAUCUCCAUGCAUGAAAAAUGGAUCAUGUUCUCGAUUUUAUCCAAAGAAAUUUGAAGAUACUACAACAAUUUCAGAAGAUGGUUUUCCUCAUUAUCGCAGAAGAAACAAUGGUGUUAGCAUUGUGAAGAAUGAUAUUGCACUAGACAAUCGAUUUGUGGUUCCUUACAAUCCUACAAUAUUAGUCAAAUAUCAGGCUCAUGUCAAUGUAGAAUGGUGCAACCGUUCUAAUUCAAUCAAGUACUUAUUUAAGUACAUCAAUAAGGGUUAUGAUAGAAUUACUGCUGCCAUUGUUUCUAAUGAGAACCAAGGUUUUUCAACUGAUAUUCCAAGGGAUGAAAUCAAACAAUAUAUUGAUUGUAGAUAUAUUUCUCCAUGCGAAGCAUGUUGGAGAAUAUUUUCAUUUCCAAUUCAUGGAAGAAAUCCAGCUGUUGAACGAUUGUUUUUUCAUCUACCAGGCGACCAAUCUGUGUACUUCAAGGAUGAUGAUGACAUUGAUGAUAUCAUGGCAAAACCGACAGUUAGGGAGUCCAUGUUCACCAGUUGGAUGGAGUGCAACAAGAAAUAUUCAGAUGCAAGGGAACUAACAUAUCCACAAUUUGUUACUAAGUAUGUGUAUAAUAAGAAUCAAAGGUGUUGGAAACCAAGGAAAAAAGGAAAUACCAUUGGAAGACUUAUUUGGGUUCCCCCUGCAACUGGUGAACUUUUCUACCUAAGAAGGAUGCUAACAAUUGUUAAAGGUCCAAUAUCCUACAUAGAUUUGCGAACUGUUGAAAGCAUAACUUAUCCUACAUUUAGAGAAGCAUGUGAAGCUUCUGGAUUUUUGGCAGAUGAUAGAGAAUACAUCGAAGCUAUCAAGGAAGCCAAUGAAUGGGGAUCUGGAAACUUCUUGAGGAGAUUAUUCGUAACUAUGCUCAUGUCAAAUAGUAUCAACAAACCUGACGAAGUUUGGAAGAAAACAUGGGAAAUGCUUUCUGAUGGAAUUCUAUAUAAUGAAAGAAUUAUUGCACGAAAUCCAGCCCUCAACCUGAAUUUUGAACUACUGAAAAAUUUAACUUUGAUUGAAAUUGAGAAGCUUUUACAGAACAAUAGGAGAUCAUUAAAGGAAUUUCCCUCCAUGCCUUAUCCUAAUGAUUUUGCAGUAAAUUACUGUGGCAACCGAUUAGUGUAUGCUGAACUUGAUUAUAACAAAGAUGAUGAACUACGUAUCUUUGAAACAAAUUUUAGCAGUAUGACAGAUGAACAAAGACAUAUUUUCCAAAAGAUUAUAAAUGCUGUGCAUGAUGAAAAAGGGGGCAUGUUCUUUUUAUAUGGAUAUGGAGGAACUGGAAAAACAUUUAUGUGGAAUACAUUAUCUUCUGCUCUUCGUUCUGAAGGAAAAAUAGUUCUAACAAUUGCAUCAAGUGGUAUAGCGUCUUUGUUAUUGCCUGGAGGUAGAACAGCUCAUUCAAAAUUUAAAAUUCCAGUUCCAACACUUGAACACUCUGUCUGCAACAUUACAAAAGGUAGUGAACUAUCAGAUUUGAUGAAAUUGGCAAACCUCAUAAUUUGGGAUGAAGCACCAAUGGCACACAAGUUUUGUUUUGAGGCACUAGAUCGAACUUUAAAAGAUAUCAUGAAAGAACACAACAAAUCAGAUUUCGUUUUUGGUGGCAAAGUAAUAGUAUUUGGAGGGGAUUUUAGACAAAUUCUUCCUGUUAUCCCUCGAGGAAGCAGGUCUGAUAUUGUUCAUGCAACAAUCAACUCAUCUUAUCUUUGGGAGCAUUGCCAGAUUCUAAACUUGACCAAAAACAUGCGACUGUUACAGCAGGGAUUGCACAGCUCUACUGUUGCUGAAAUUGAAGAGUUUUCUUCGUGGAUAAUAAAAAUUGGUGAUGGUUCACUGAAUGAACCUAAUGAUGGCUUAGUAGAUAUAGAAAUCCCUCCAGAAUUUCUAAUCAAAAACUUCAAAGACCCUAUCCAAGCUAUAAUCAAUAGCACUUAUCCACAACUACACCAAAAAUUCAAUGAUGAGAUGUUUUUGAUAUCACGAGCUAUUCUAGCCAGUCGAAUUGAGACAGUGGAUGAAAUCAAUAAAUCUGUUCUGGAUUCUAUUCCAGGUGAAGUUAAAGAGUACCUCAGCGCAGACUCUAUUGAUACAUCAGAUACCGUGGACGUUGAUGUAUAUGACGGUAUUACACCAGAAUUUUUAAAUUCAUUGAGAACAUCGGGAUUACCAAAUCAUAGUAUAAAACUCAAAGUUGGCACACCAAUAAUGCUUUUGAGAAAUUUAGAUCAAUCUGAAGGUCUCUGUAAUGGAAGUAGAUUAGUAGUUACCAGACUAGCAAAGCAUGUAAUUAGUGCAAAAAUUAUAACUGGGAAAAACAAAGGAACAGAAGUUUACAUCCCGCGUAUGUCUAUGUCUCCAUCUCAGUCACCAUGGCCAUUCAAGAUGAUUAGAAGACAAUUCCCAAUCAUGCUAUCUUAUGCUAUGACCAUAAACAAAUCUCAAGGUCAGUCUUUAGAUUGUGUUGGAUUGUAUCUGCCUACACCAGUUUUCAGUCAUGGUCAGUUAUAUGUUGCAGCUUCCAGAGUUAAAAGCAAGUCUGGAUUAAAGAUUUUAAUCCAUGACACCGACAAUAAGCCUUUGACUGCUACCACAAAUGUAGUUUUUAAAGAAGUUUUCAACAAUGUGUAA
Vigna unguiculata (cowpea) is the source of this 4662-nucleotide messenger RNA. RefSeq lists its product as uncharacterized. The record is from RefSeq and is a predicted model, not a curated record. NCBI's taxonomy places the organism in Eukaryota, Viridiplantae, Streptophyta, Magnoliopsida, Fabales, Fabaceae.